AUGAAGUGUGUUUUGAUUUUGGUUUUGGCAGUUCUCGCAAUCGCGAUGGCAUCUCCCCAACAAGGAGUAAACCUGGUGAAAGAACCGGACUCUUUCUGGGGCCAACCAUCAUAUAAUUACCCCUCUCAACCGGGAUCUGGCCCAAAUGGACCUUCAGUGAACUUAGUGCCUCAACCGGACUCUUUCUGGGGCCAACCAUCAUCUAAUUACCCCGGCGGUGCACAGCCCUCACCCUAUCAACCCGGAUCUGGCCCAAAUAGACCUUCCCAAGGAAUUCCGCAAUCAUGGCUCCGUAGUGGAAGGAAGUAA
This is a messenger RNA of Arctia plantaginis, 309 nucleotides long. NCBI's taxonomy places the organism in Eukaryota, Metazoa, Arthropoda, Insecta, Lepidoptera, Erebidae. The record is from the annotation of a GenBank genome assembly.